Messenger RNA from Suillus fuscotomentosus, 684 nucleotides. RefSeq lists its product as uncharacterized. The transcript has 5 exons. The record is from RefSeq and is a predicted model, not a curated record. Bases 1 to 684 code for a protein of 227 amino acids. Lineage: Eukaryota; Fungi; Basidiomycota; Agaricomycetes; Boletales; Suillaceae.
AUGAUCAAGAGCUGGGAAUCUAUUGGCCUGCACGUUCCUCACUGUAAGCCUAUCGUCGACAUAGGCUUAACUUGGGCAAGCAAAUACACUAAUCGGAUGAGUGUGACACAUGCUUAUGCUGUCACUAUGUUUAUUGACCCUGUGAUGCGGAUGUCAUGGAUGAAUAGUCAAUGGGAGGAAGACUGUGUUAAUAAAGCCAAGAAGUUUAUUGUGAAGCUGAUGCAUCGCAAGAGAGCAGAACACUCUAAUUCUGCAUAUUCCGGACCUGUAGUGGCUCCACGACCAUUGCCACACAUGCUAGGCUCACGUCGCUAUGGAAUUCCUGAGGCACAUGUGCAUGCACUGCAUCACAACAAUGGUGGUCAAAUGGUAGACCAGGAGUUCACAGUGUAUGUCACGGCUACUCUUAGUCCCCAGGGAACAAGUAUACUCGCAUUUUGGAAUGCUUCACGGACCAUGUUCCCAACCAUAUACUCAAUUGCCCUGGACUAUGCCCCGGUACAAGCUUCUGCUGUGCCAUGUUGGGCGGCCUCUCUACAGGACAUGGAACAUGAAAUAGUAUAUGACAGAGGUUCUAAUGAGCAGUUGACACCUGCUGCCAGCACAAACGACACUCUUCUCAGAGCCAUUGCGGAGCAUGAGUGUGAUAACACCGAGGACACUGCUACCAUCUACGACAAGUGA